UUGGUGUGGUUUGACGUGUUCCUUGGCGAUGUCCUCCCGGCGCAUUCGGCACAUUCUGGAGCUGUCCCAGCAGGAGCGGAAGGAGUUUCUCGACUCGUUCGACUGCGUGCUGACGGAUUGUGAUGGCGUCCUGUGGACCGUCUUCGAGCCGAUCCCCGGAGUGGGCGCCGGCCUCACCGGACUCCUCGCCGCCGGCAAAACGAUCCGUUACAUCACCAACAACAGCGUCCGCUCGUUGGCCAGUUACUCCGCCCAGCUGCGAACCCUCGGCGUCACGCUCGAUCCAGCCGACCUCAUCCACCCGGCCAAGUCCAUCGUCGGACAUUUGAAGUCGAUCAACUUCCGGGGGUUGAUCUACUGCCUAGGGACGGACUCGUUCAAGGGCGUACUGCGCGAGGGUGGCUUCGAAGUGGUGGACGGUCCAAACGAGCCACUGCAAGAGAACUUCCGGGAUAUUAUUGGGACGGUGGACGAUCGGGCCCCGGUUCGGGCGGUCGUCGUGGACGUGGACUUUAACGUCAACUAUCCGAAGCUGCUGCGGGCGGAGUUUUAUUUGAAGACGGAUCCAACGUGUUUGUUGGUGGCCGGGGCCACCGAUCGGGUUUUGAACACCGGACGGGGCUUCAACUUGAUUGGACCGGGGCGCUUUUUGGACAUUCUGGAGCGGAGCACCGGGAGGAAGGCGAUCGUGCUGGGAAAGCCCGGAGAAGUGCUGGCCAGGCAGGUCGUGAAGGAGUACGGGAUUCGUGAUCCGGGGAGGGUUUUGAUGGUCGGGGACAUGAUGGAGCAGGAUGUGGCCUUUGGGAGCAGGUGUGGAUUUCAGCGGCUGUUGGUCCUGUCGGGUGGGGCGUCCCGAGAGGACAUGAUGAAGGAGGCGGACGGGGCGUGUGUUCCGGAUUAUUACGCGGACAGUUUGGCGGAUUUUAAAAAUCUAUUUGAGUGUUAA
Messenger RNA from Culex quinquefasciatus (southern house mosquito), 946 nucleotides. RefSeq names its product glycerol-3-phosphate phosphatase. NCBI's taxonomy places the organism in Eukaryota, Metazoa, Arthropoda, Insecta, Diptera, Culicidae. The transcript is spliced from 2 exons. Bases 29 to 946 code for a protein of 305 amino acids. Gene Ontology annotation, cellular component: cytoplasm. Gene Ontology annotation, molecular function: phosphatase activity. The record is from RefSeq and is a predicted model, not a curated record.